CCGCGCCGCGCCCCCAGCCCGAGUCUUCUGCGCGCCGCCUGAGGAUCUCAUGUGGCGGCUCUUCUCCCGGGCGGCGGCCCGGGGCCGGCGAGGAGGCGCCGGCGGGCGCUGGAAGGGGCAGGAGGAGGCGGCGGCGGCGGCGGCGCCUCUUUUCCGGAGAAGCGGCUGCGGCCUGGCGCUCCUCCUGGGCCGGCCGGAUGUGCAGCCGCAUUGUUUAUAUGGCGUUCUCAUAGUCAAAGCCAAGAGUGCUCAACUGCAAUGCGUAAGAAGUGCAGGAACUCGAAUUGACAAAAGCUCAAUAGAUGAAACUAUGUAUGAAAAACUUGCUGAAGAAACCCUGGAGUCAUUAACAGAUUUCUUUGAGGAGCUGGCAGACAAGCCCUUUACUCCUCAAGAUUAUGAUGUCUCAUUUUCGACUGGAGUAUUAACAGUUAAAUUGGGUGGAAGCAUGGGAACAUAUGUGAUCAACAAACAGACACCAAACAAACAGAUAUGGCUGUCCUCUCCAAGCAGAUAAAGAUGGCGCCCUGCCAAAGUGCAUCUUGGUGCAUCUCCAAAAUCCAAUUUCUCUUACAUUCCAAGAUAACAACCUUCUCUUCUUCUCACCAAAUACUGUAUUGGCCUGAAUAUAAGCCUCACUUCCCCCCCAAAUUCCGACCGUAAAAAGUAAAAGUGUGGCUUAUAUUCGCAACCUUACAGUAUGCAGCCACGAGUGUGGGGCAAACAGCGUCAGGAAAGCAGUGCCCGCCCUGUGUGUAAUCUCCAUCCGCACUGACCCCUCUUGCUCUCCUGGCUUCAGCGAAAGCAACGCGAAGCCUCCGGAGCGCAGCGGGGCAGCUUGGAUUUUCAGAAGACAUUUGGCAGCUCUGGCUAGUAACAACUCUCAGUCUGAAAAUGGAACUAUGCUUCUGACUAUUUUUACAGAUUAUGAACUAUGCCAAUUCUGCUGUUCUUUAGAAUGGUCUCUCCAAGCAUGCAAAAAUAAAACAAGAGGUAAGAAAAAGGAAGAACCAAUGAGAAUAGUUUUUAAAAAUAAACUUUUGAUGGACAGGUCUGGCCUUUAA
Messenger RNA from Podarcis muralis (Common wall lizard), 1064 nucleotides. Lineage: Eukaryota; Metazoa; Chordata; Lepidosauria; Squamata; Lacertidae. The record is from RefSeq and is a predicted model, not a curated record.